Molecule: messenger RNA, 1408 nt
Organism: Monomorium pharaonis (pharaoh ant)
Lineage: Eukaryota; Metazoa; Arthropoda; Insecta; Hymenoptera; Formicidae
Product: protein ABHD11
Exons: 4
Coding region: 452-1408 (318 amino acids)
Cellular component (GO): mitochondrion
Source: RefSeq, a predicted model, not a curated record
AACAUGAAUUCAUAUUACGAUAUUUGUUAUAAAUGAUGUCAAAUAAUAUUAAAAAUUCAAAGAAAUGGAUCACCAAUAUGAAGAACGUAGGAAAUAAGAAAUCUUAAAAAAUUAAAAUUCGCGUACCUUCAACUUGAAUGAAACUUAUAAUCUACAUUGCAAAAAUUAACAUAGCAGUGAUCUUUAAUGUAUAUCCGCCUUGACUGAUGUGAUAAUGAAAUUCUGAUAAGAAGAGAAUGGGAGAGAAGACGAACGAGAGGUCCACGAUUAAUGUCGCGUAUAUAUAAAUUGGCGAAGGGCGAAGAAAUGUUAUGAACAUCGAGGCGCGCGAGCGCGUUCAGUUUUUGGCUAACGAAAAUUUAAAAAUAGCAAUUAUGUGCGCUAUCAGAGGCAUCUGUGGUUGUUAAGCAUUGUUAAAGAAUAGAAGAUACAUAUAAGUAGCGAAUUGAUAAUGAUGAGCCGAAAUUUAUCUGAGUUUCUUCCGUGGAGGAAGCUCAUCAGCUUGCCUGGCUCGGCUAAAAGUCUGCACUCUUCCUGUAGCCAAUGUUUACGUAGUAAUCUGCUGUUGACUGUACCAGUGAAACUUGCCUACACUUCGUAUGAAUCGGUAGAUGAAGGCGAACAAUAUACGAAGAAACCUAUUAUAAUAAUGCAUGGUCUCUUCGGCUCGAAGAACAACUGGAACUCGUUGUCAAAGGCGAUCCAUCAAAAGACCAAGCGUAAGGUCAUAGCAGUAGACGCCAGAAAUCAUGGUGAUUCUCCACAUUCGUCGAAUAUGUCGUACAAGGACAUGGCGGGGGAUAUGAUUGAGCUUUUGAACGACCUAGGCUUUGAGAGAGCCAUCUUAGUCGGCCACAGCAUGGGUGGCUCAGCCGUGAUGUAUACUGCUUUGAAUUUUCCGCAACAUGUUGAAAAAUUGGUGGUCGUUGACAUGUCUCCUGUGAGAACUAGCCCCAAUCUCAUGCAGAUGGAGAGGAUCUUCGAAGCCAUGCGUCUGGUGAUGAUGGAUGGAAAUCUUUCCCUGUCAAAAGCGCGCAAAAAUGUGGAUGAACAGCUGGCCAAGUCUAUUAAAUCUAGCUCACUGCGUCAGUUCAUACUGACAAACUUGGUGGAAGCAGACUCGGGAAAGUAUAAAUGGCGAGUCAAUUUACCAGUGCUGGAGCAAGCAUUCUCUACUCAGAUAGCUGUAUUUCCUAAUGUAGGCCCAAAGAUCUACGACGGUCCUACGUUAUUUAUAGGCGGUACCAAUAGUGAUUACAUUCAAACGAAAGAUCACAACGCGAUUAAGAAACUAUUUACCAUGGCAAAGUUCCGUUACAUCGAUGGGGCGAGCCAUUGGGUCCACGCGGACAAGCCCAAUGAAUUCGUCGAUCUUCUAACGACUUUUAUUAAUUAUUCAAAUUUAUGA